Symbiodinium sp. CCMP2592 is the source of this 3051-nucleotide messenger RNA. Lineage: Eukaryota; Dinophyceae; Suessiales; Symbiodiniaceae. The record is from the annotation of a GenBank genome assembly.
AUGGCCUACUGGAAGAUCCCAGAAGGUGGCGAAGAUGCAACCGUCUUCGCGCUGGCGCAGCUCUUGCAGUGGAACGGCGGUAGCCGACCUGCUAGCGCUGUUGGAUACAUCUACCGGGAGGAAGGCGGCAGCCUCCAUCGCUGGGUCGUGCAGUCGCAUGGAGGCGUGCAGAAUUUCGUGAACGCUCAUGCGGAUGUUUUCGCUCUGGAACCAAGAAAGCCAGUGAAGGUGCGUGCUAAGCGGACCUGUGCCGAAGCGCUAAUGGCUUUGCAUGGCGUGAGAGUGCUUGAGCUGGAGGGCAUCGGGCCAUGCCCACUGGCUGCUUGUGUUCUCGCAGACUUUGGUGCAGAUGUUGUGACUGUUUGCCGGGCGCAGGGAGGCCGAGCGCGCUCGCAAGGAGAUCCAGUUUCCCGUGGCAAGCGAUCCGUCGCUGUGAACAUCAAGACUGCGGCGGGUGUGAAGGUUGUCCAGAAGCUUGCUUCGACGGUUGACGUGUUCCUGGAGCCUUUCCGGCCAGGGGUGGUGGAGAAGCUCGGUUUGGGCCCCGAGGUGCUUUGCAGUGAGAAUCCGGGCCUUAUCUAUGGUCGCAUGACAGGAUAUGGCCAGGGUGGAACAGAGUUCAGCUCGAUGGCGGGACAUGACAACAACUAUCUCGCUCUGGCAGGCACGUUGGACUUCUUCAGGCGCGGGAAUGAAAAGCCUUUCCCUCCGGCGAACUUUGCGGGCGACUAUGCAGGAGGAGCCAUGAUGCUGGCGCUGGGUGUUCUCCUUGCCCUGGUCGAACGCAGCCGGAGCGGCCGUGGCCAAGUCAUCGAUGCCGCCAUGGUCGAUGGCGCCAACUACACGGCACUCCCACUUUUCAAGUGGAUGCAAUCUGGCCUUGUUCCAGUAGGAAGUGAUGGCCAUGUAGUGGCCUCAGACUUUAUCUUAUGUCAGGCUCCACAUUGGUCCGACAUAUAUCUCUGUAAAGAAGAUCCAGACAAGAAAGGAACACAUCAAUACAUCUCAGUACAGGCGAUCGAACCCCAGUUCUACAAGGUGCUCUUGAACGGACUUGGGCUUGCGGCAGAAGAGCUGCCAGCACAGUAUGAUCGCAAGGCUUGGCCUCAAAUGAAGUCCCGCUUUGCCUCGAUCUUUCUCACAAAGACUCGAGACGAAUGGGCCAAGGUGUUUGCUGGCACCGACGCGUGCUGCGUGCCGGUCCUGAAUGCAUCAGAGGCGGCUGCACAUCCUCACAACAGAAGAAGGCAUAGCUUUGAGCCGACACCCGGCGCACCUGGCGUUUACGAGCCUGCGCCUGCACCCAAGCUGAGCCGCACCCCGGGCCAUGUGCCAAGACCAUGCCCAGUGCCGGGAUCGAACACCAGAGAGGUGCUGGUCGCCUCUGGCUACUCAAAACAGGAGGAUGCCGCCUCAGAGAACCCAAGAGCCGCUGCGGAGGAAGGGGUUCUGGGGCGACAGUUGCCCCACCAUCCGCCUUCGAAGUGCAGAAGAGCAGAUGGCCAGCAAGCUCGGUUGCAGAGUCCCACUUGCUCGUGCUUGGCCUUGGCUCAAGACCCCAGUCUCUUAGCAGCUGUGUCUGGCACCAUGGCGACCGUGCCAGUUAACCCGAAGCCCUUCCUGAAUGACCUUACGGGCAAGCUAGUGCUUUGCAAGCUGAAAUGGGGUAUGGAGUACAAAGGCUCCCUGAAAUCCAUUGACCCUUACAUGAACCUCCAGCUGCUCAACACAGAGGAGUGGGUUGACGGCAGCUUCCGGGGCAACCUUGGGGAGGUCUUCAUUCGCUGCAACAACGUUCUGCUGCAGUUAUCUUUCGACACGGCAGCUGACAGAGUGUGCAUGCCGAGGUACAUCCGUGGAAUGGCCGAUGAGGAGUCAGAUAUGGAAGAAACUUUGCGCAUGGAAGCCCUGCGACUACAGGUGGAGUAUUACCUCAGUGACGAGAACUUGUUGACCGACAGUUUCUUCCAGGACUUGAUCCACAGUGACGGAGGAUGGAUCGCGGUCGAAAGCUUUCUAGGCUGCCCGCGAAUCCAACAGCUGCGGGCCACUGCAACGGAGCUCAUUGCGGCACUGCGGUGGUCCAAGCAGCUCCGGCUGCGGGAGUGGCCACAAGGAAAGGAGGCAGUUUGCCGCACGUCACCCCCGCCCAAGCCAAAGGUGCAUGCAACUACUGUCCCAGUUCCGGCUGGGGAAGAUGCCCUGGAGGUGAGGCCGCUGGCCUUGCUGCGGGACUUCACAGCAGGAUGGCAGGCCGUGGUGGAGGAUGCGGAUCGCCGAUCCUUCUGCUUCGUGAAGCGGACGAGUGCGCCUGAAGACGUGCUGCGACAGGAAUUCGACCUGCUGCUGUCGUCCGGACACUGGCAGACACUGACCAGCAAAACUGGUGCGGUCACAAGAAGCACUGCAUGGUACGUGUCUCCAGGAUGCUGUUGCCGCUAUGUCUACGGCGACACCGCCGUACUGCCACGAGACAAGCCGCCUUGGCUAGCCGAUGUUGAGGCCAGAGUCCUCGGAGAGCUCUGUGGGCUCAGACAAGAAGAGUGGCCGAACAGUGUAAACAUGAACCUCUAUGAGGACGAGUCGCAAAACGUGGGCUGGCACUCUGAUGACGAGGGUCUCUUCCGCGGUUGUCAGGCAGACUGUCGGAUCAUCUCAGCCUCCUGGGGCGCUUCAAGGAGGUUCGAGGUAGCUGUGAAGGACCGAAACCACGUUUCUGGAAAGCCCAGCGUCUUCUAUGACACACUCCAGAGUGUAACCCUGAAUUCAGGAGAUCUCUGCACCAUGGAGGGGCUUUUCCAAAAGCACUUCUCACAUCAAGUGGCCAAGGGAAACUCUGUGGAGAGUCCGAAGUCCUCAGCCUCCACAACUUCUGAGAGCAUGGCAUCCCCGGGAGAGACGUCCAGGUACAGAUCGGCUCGAAUAAAUCUCACGUGGCGCUACAUAGUCAGUCAUAGAUCAUACUGCCGACGAUCUCGGCCAGAUGGCGACAGUCCACGACUCCAGCCGCCUCAAGAGCGCCUGAGAGAAGCCGUCAUUCCUAAUCCGUAG